UCGAAGCAAAGCAAAAUUAUAAUAUUGUCAAACCCCUCUUUCUCUCUCCCGUCUCUCACAUUCUCUCGAAACCCUAGAAUCGUUUUGUUCUCUUUUUCUCCUCUUUUAGAUUCUCUCAAUCUCUAUGAAAAUUUUCAAAAUCUUCGAAUCUAGCUUCUCUGUAAUCUUGAUUUACAGCUGGAUUUGAUGAUUCCUUUCAUGUCUAAAUCCUAGUUUUUUUUUUGAAUUUUUUUGAUUUUUUUUUGGUUGGGCUGAAAAAUUGAACCCAUGGAGGGCUCUGUGUCUGUUGCUGAUGAUCUCGGAGCCCCACCGGAGUCAUGGGAGGUGGCUGACUUGGAUGCUAGUAUGAGACGGCUUAUACUUUCUUCUUCGAAGAAGGACCAGUUUGAUUCUUCAUCUUCUUCUGUGAAUAAUAAUCAAUCUGAGCUGCCUGAUUCCUUGGCUUUGGCUGGUGCUGGUUCAGCUGCUGUUUCAGGUAGUGUGUCGGAGGAUGUUGUUAGCACCGUGGAUCAGUUUCUCCGCGAGGCUUUACAAAACCCUCGAGAGCGUCUUUCCGUUCUGAGGAUGGAGCAAGAUGUUGAAAAGUUCAUCAGGGAUCCUGGUCGACAACAGAUGGAAUUCCAACAGCUGCCUACCUCCUAUUUGCGAUUGGCUGCUCACCGUGUGGCACAGCACUAUUCACUACAAUCAAUGGUUCUGUUGGACAAUAGUUUACCGGAUGGCUCGGGUUCCAGAAUUAUUGUGCGCAAGACUUCUGAAUGUCGGAUGCCUUUGAUUCGCUUGGCUGACAUUCCGGUGAAUUUGCCUCAAGGAGAUACUGGUGUGGUUAAGGUUGCGAUAAAGCAGAGGCCACAGAAAGGUUCACAGUUAGCAAGUGGUUUGAAUUCAAAUUCAUCAAAGGGAAAUUCUGCUAAAAGUGUUGAGGAAAGGAAGGAGGAAUAUAAUAGGGCUCGAGCACGUAUAUUUAACUCUAAUAGUUUAAGUGGGAGCUCCAAUGUAAAACCUGAAACUGAAUCAAGGUCACAAGAUACUUACCAGUAUGGUCCUAUAGGCAUACCACAGUUGGAAGAAAAAACCAGUUCAGCUGGCGGCUCUGAUUUGAAUACUGGGCGGGUUCUGAUUGAUUCUUCAACAAGUAGCAGUAGGUCGGCUAGAAGUAGGACAGAAAAGGAGCCAGUUGGUAGGUCUAAAUCUUAUAAUAAAGUUGCUAUCUUUCGUGAUCGGGAAAUUGACCGGAAGGACCCUGAUUAUGACAGGAAUUAUGACAGGUACAUGCAGAGGUUUGAUCCUGGGUUUGGAUUCGCUGGUGGCCCAUAUACAAUUCAACCCAUGUAUGCUCCUGCAAUUAACUAUAAUACUGAGUUUCCCCAGCUUGGAUCUGCUCUUCGGUCUCCCAUUUCCGCUGAAAACCAACCUCGUCCACUUCCUCAACAUUUACCUGGGCCUUGGGCAACAACAACGACUCCAGGUAUUGGUUAUGGUCCAGCAGAGAGCAUGAUGCCUCCCCCUUUUAGUCACAAUCAUAUUAGUGCACGCUCAAACUCAGCUAUAUAUUUACAUUCAACCCAGUAUCCUUGUCAGCGUCCUGGAAUGACUUUUAUCCAUCCUCACGAGCAGGUUCACCAACCCUUCUCACAGCCUCAUCAAAGCUCCAAGCAGAAAGGGAACUCAGUUAGAGAUUUCGAGUAAAUGUGUUGACUGGACAUGCAGCCUUUGGUAGUUUUGGUGCCUGACUGACAGUGAUAACAGAGAGCUCUGUUCUCCUAUGGCAAAGCAAUCUCCAGGAGAGACUCUGCACAUUAUGUAUUUAAACGAAAAGUGUUUCCCCUUUUAUUUUUGCUCAGACAAUAUUCAACUGCUUUGGUCUUUCGCCGACUUAUUUGUAGCUGAAGUGUUUUGUUCAGAACUCUUUCAUUGCUCGUUACCAAAAUGAUCCUAACUGGCAAUUAUCCCAGUGUUGCUCUAUGGUUUACAAAUCCUAGGUUCUCGAUGGAGAAACAGGAACCUAGGAUGAAUUUUGACUAGUGUGAUUACCAUCAGGUUCAGUUUGACACUUGGUGGUCACAUUUGGUCAUUCCAGUGAGCAGGGCAUAACAUUCACGGUGUUGCGCCGAAUUAGGCACCUUGUAUCCCUUCUAUGUUCUGUGUCAACAGAAAAUUAGACUGCGCAACUAGAGAUGGCAAUGCUUUUAUUUA
Messenger RNA from Solanum stenotomum, 2196 nucleotides. RefSeq lists its product as uncharacterized. The record is from RefSeq and is a predicted model, not a curated record. NCBI's taxonomy places the organism in Eukaryota, Viridiplantae, Streptophyta, Magnoliopsida, Solanales, Solanaceae. Gene Ontology annotation, molecular function: nucleic acid binding. Bases 268 to 1689 code for a protein of 473 amino acids. The transcript has 4 exons.